This is a messenger RNA of Letharia columbiana, 390 nucleotides long. RefSeq lists its product as uncharacterized. Lineage: Eukaryota; Fungi; Ascomycota; Lecanoromycetes; Lecanorales; Parmeliaceae. The coding region runs from base 1 to 390 and encodes 129 amino acids. The transcript has 2 exons. The record is from RefSeq and is a predicted model, not a curated record.
AUGGUGACUUCAGGUGUGGCGAAGUUGGAGCGAGCCAUCCAGCUCUGGCAUGCAUCUUUCAGUCCUCAAGAAGUGCCAAACAAGCGUGCGCAAAGCCGGAUCAUCCUUCCUGCCCCAAUCGUCCGCAUCAUUUCGUACGAACGCUCUGUGGCAGAUCCAAGAUUCAUGGACAAGCUUUACCCUACGCAGGCCAGGAAUGUGGAGAGGUGGUCUUGGGCUGCUGGCAUGGUCGGCAGUUAUGGGAUGCCAAUUGGAUCUGUAUGCCACAAUCUUCGCCGAUUGAGCCGCGGAGCCAUCAGCAAUCUCUUCUCGAAGACCUCUGUGCGGAAGCUUCAACCUGUGAUUCUAGGUGUGAUUGACAAGCUAUGCAACAAGCUCGAAGUGAUAUGA